AUGAGCGACAAUGUAAAGGAGUAUAAUAAGCGACCAAAUACUCAAACAGGUAAUAUGUUAUUAACAUUUGGGAAUAUGGAAAAAGUUUUACUUACGAUAUUGAUCUUCGUCUGCCAUACCCAUCAGAGACCACAGCUCGAAGUAGACGUAUUGACUACGACAGAGCCGACCGAUACUACUACCGAAGAGACCAAGAGCUUGGAAAAAAUUUCACAAGUUACGGAAGCCACUGCGGUGUCGGUUCAAACUUCCGUUAACUUUUCAUCGUUCAGUCCGAGCGUGGUUUUUGAAGACUUUAAGCCCAGCAAUUAUUAUAGGCCCGACGGUAACCCUAUAUUUGAAAGGCCUAGUCCGCAAGUCCCUCACGAAGUUUUCCACAAACCUGAAUACUUUGCAAGGCCCAAUAAUAAAGCAAACCAAUUGCCACCGAAAUCCAGAGACAAUAAUGUAAUUUUCCCCCAAGCGACCCAAGAACAUUACUCCCAAUAUUCACAAUUCGACAACCGAUCUAACGGACCGGAGUCUAGGGGUCCGUAUAAGUUCACCGAAGCCUUACCUCAGCAGCAGUUCAAGCCGAUGAAACACGAUUUCGGCGGGACGCUGCCCACCAGUGCUUACGACAACAACUUCUACGAAAGGCAUUUUGGAAAGUAUCACGGGAACGAGAUGUCGCAAUAUCCAGACAUAAUACACGAACCACCAAAAAUCUAUCACAGCGUCACGACUGCUCACAAAAAAGACCCCUGGAGGAGCAUGCUUAAGGUGUUGGCCACUAUCCUGCCGGUCGGUCUGUUGCUAGCAUCUUUUCCACCGACUGUCAUCAAAGUGAAUUCCACGCAAUACCCCUACCAGUUCCAAAAAAAUUCGACAGUAUACAAUACAAAUGUUAUUGCUGGGAGGUAUAAGGCAUUGAGGAAGAUAAGCACGGAAUGGAAAAUAGACGGAGAAGACAAAUCGACCGGAUAUUUAGACAAUUGUUUGAAAAAGAAAAUAUGCGAAACCAUAAAGAACAACUAUUCACAUAGUCAAUUGGAAACUCUACAGCAAAACUAUAAACUAAAUUGGACCACGGACAAUGGCCCGUCGAUGGUGGAAAUCGCAAAAGCAGCCGCGUCCGCAGAGCCGGAAUCGUGUCAAGUAUUCGUUUGCAGUGAUUGA
Molecule: messenger RNA, 1158 nt
Organism: Macrosiphum euphorbiae (potato aphid)
Lineage: Eukaryota; Metazoa; Arthropoda; Insecta; Hemiptera; Aphididae
Source: the annotation of a GenBank genome assembly